Molecule: messenger RNA, 1485 nt
Organism: Poecilia latipinna (sailfin molly)
Lineage: Eukaryota; Metazoa; Chordata; Actinopteri; Cyprinodontiformes; Poeciliidae
Gene: smim8
Product: small integral membrane protein 8
Exons: 2
Coding region: 222-509 (95 amino acids)
Source: RefSeq, a predicted model, not a curated record
CCGGGAGUCGGGGUAAAAUCGGGCUUUAAACGGAAUGUUGUUUAAAUCCAGCAGAUGGCAGUCUGCACUUGGUUAGCAUGAGGAAAACCAGAAGAAGAACAAGUGGCAAUGUUGUGAGGCAAACAAAUGGAGAACAAAUCUGUCAUUUGGGAUAGUAUUAUGAUCAUUAGAGAUCCUCUGUCAGGUUUCUCCCGUUGAGUUCUGUGUGCUUUGGAGGGAACAUGUUGGAAAAAGAAGCCGAUAAGGGGAAGGAGAAUGCCGGGGAGAAAGGCUUCCGGACGCCUGGGUUGAGAGGAGCACAGACCACCACACUGUUCCGUGCUGUCAAUCCUGAACUCUUCAUAAAACCGAAUAAACCAGUGAUGGUAUUUGGGCUGGUGGCCAUCACCUUGAGCGUGGGUUACCUGGGCUAUCUGCACGCCAUGAAAGAAAAUGACCAGCAGCUUUAUGAAGCGAUAGACAGCGAAGGAGAGAGAUACAUGAAGAGGAAGACUUCCAAAUGGGACUGAUGGAGAUCCAUGCUGCACUGCAUCAAACAGGCUGUUUAUUGGUGUUUCAACAGGACAAACAACCAAGAAGACGUGCACACAAAUUGUAUCAUGUCCACAUAUCUUCUGUGGCUCUUAAAAGCAUAAUAAAUGUGGAACCCACAAAGUAUUUUUCGAAGUAAUUCUAGAAGAAACAUACAGGUAGAAUUGCAGGUGUUUUUAUUAUAUGAGCUGUUAGGAAAACAUCUGUGACCUUCAUAUGUUCCAUGUUAAAGACAGAAUAUAUAUUUUGGUAUCAUUUCAAAAGUAAUUAUUUACAAACAAGCAAUAUAAGUAACUUGGUAUAACUUAAUGAAAGUCCACUUUCUGGCUUGAAAAUGAAAUUAAAGUCAAGAGAAUAGUUUUGGUUUUAACUCUGAAAUUAAAGUUCAUGGAAUUGAUUUAACAAUCAGAAACAAGUGCCUAAAUUUAAUUGGAAGGAUUAAUACCUCAAUACUUGUAAUAAAAAUAGUAACUAUGUGUCAUGAAGUGUGGUUAAGAGGUGGUGAGGAUGUUGCUGAGGACCCAGGUUGGAAUGAAUAAAGGGUGAUUUAAUGAUGAAUCCAGACAUACUAAAAUCCAGGCAGCACAGACUGAGUGGAAGGUUAAUGCUCACAACUGGUAACCAUCAAAAAUACAAUGACGGCAGACUCGAAAGCGACAAGACAGCUAGACAAGGACCCAACAAGGCACACGUGGGAUUAAAUACACAGAGGAUAAUCAGGGAAACGAGACACAGCUGGGAACAAUCAAGGGGUAGACAGGACAACACGGAGACUCAAUAGACACAGAAACCUAAAGUAAACACAAAGAAAACUCAAAUCCCCACAUUAUGAUUUUGCAGUAAAAUAAUUGCACGUUUUUCUGUAUGAAAAAAUUACAGUCUGUAAAUUUUAAACUUAUGUUUUUUUUUUAUUAAUAAAAGUAGUCUCUUGGGGUUUUUUUAAACAUCAGUUAA